CAUUCCAAAUACAUGUUCACCCUACUACAUACAUCUUUCUUCAAAUCCAUGGCGACACCUUUUACCUUGUUCUUAUUAGCAGCAGCACUCAGUCCAACUGUCUUUUCAUUCGAGCCCGCACCCCUGCAAGAUUUUUGCGUAGCAGAAACAUCUAACCAAGGUUCCGUUAGAGUGAACGGCAUGGCGUGCAAGAACCCGUUGUUUGUCCAAGCUGACGAUUUCUUCUAUAGCGGGCUCCAUGUCGCAGGCGACACAGGAAACUCUUAUGGGUUUCGUGUCACCCCAGUCACCGUAUACCAGGUACCCGGGCUCAACACACUAGGACUCUCAAUGAUGCGAAUUGACUAUGCACUUUGGGGAGCUAACCCACCACACACUCACCCUAGAGCAACCGAAAUAUUUACAGUUUUAGAAGGAACUCUUCAAGUUGGAUUCAUUACUUCAGACCCUCAAAACCGACUCAUUACAAAAGUCCUUCAACGCGGUGAUGUGUUUGUUUUUCCGGUUGGGCUCGUUCAUUUCCAAAGGAAUAUGGGUCAUUCGAAUGCAACUGCGAUAGCCGCGUUAAGUAGUCAAAAUCCGGGAGUUAUUAGCAUCACAAACUCGAUAUUCGGGUCCACACCGCCAAUUUCUACAGAGAUCCUUGCACAGACAUUCGGCGUUGACAACAAAACAGUACAUCUGCUGAAAAAGAAGUCGACACAUGUAUGAAACUUUGUUUGUUGCAUUGCCGUUGGAUACUAACCAAACCCAACCAUUUCAUAUAAUUUUAAUAAUGUCUUCAACAAUUGUCCAUCCUUUUAAACAACCAACAAGACGUUGUCCCAAUACAAUACAUGGUUGUCGUUA
This is a messenger RNA of Helianthus annuus (common sunflower), 849 nucleotides long. Its product is annotated as putative germin-like protein 2-1. Gene Ontology annotation, molecular function: manganese ion binding. Gene Ontology annotation, cellular component: cell wall. The record is from RefSeq and is a predicted model, not a curated record. The transcript has 2 exons. NCBI's taxonomy places the organism in Eukaryota, Viridiplantae, Streptophyta, Magnoliopsida, Asterales, Asteraceae. The coding region runs from base 13 to 711 and encodes 232 amino acids.